UGCACCGCCAUGUACAGUCCAAUACAGCACCGCCAGCAGUUUUAGUCCAACAGUUUCGGGACUCGAGUUAGUAAACAUGACAAGUGACAAUGUAAAAAUGAAAGAGAGCACAUCUGGUCCUAUAUUAUGCCCUUCGCUCGUGCACUAGCGCCAUGAGUAGCGCACUUGAUGACUCAAAGACAACAGACGCAAGUAUGGACCACGAACUUUACACUGUACAGAGUCCCUCUGAUGACAUCAAGGAUGGCCCAGAUCAUGCAGAAUUCAUUUAUAAAAUGUCAAAUGAAGAAUUCGUUAGAUUCGUGAAGUUGCGCGUGACCAAUGACUCACUUUUCACUGGAAAGAGAAAUUCUUCAACUCUGGCUUAUAGGGCCAUCUUGAAAGAGCUGGGUCUGCAGAGGGAAAUUUCUGCCAGCCAGGCCAGGAGGAAAUGGGAAAACCUUAAGAUGAAGUAUAAGGAAAUGAAGAAUCCCCCACCUGGCGUCUCGGUGAACCCCACUAACUGGCCGUGGUUCUCCCUCAUGGACGACGCCAUGGAGGGUAGACUCGUGGGAAGUGAAGUCACUCUAGACACUUCUACAGUGGGCGACGACAGCGAGUAUCGGCCGAACAACACCUCGCGCAAGAGGAGCAAGAGAGCGCGUGAGCCAGACAGAAGCGAGAUCGAGCUGUUCGUCGAAGAGGAUGAUAUGAUGUCUGAAGAGAUGGGGCGAGACAGGGUCGAGCUGGACAGAGACAGGGACGAGAUGGAGCAGGAGAGGGCCAUCCUAGAGAGCGACAAAGCCGCUAUUGAAUAUGAGAGGAUGGUCCUGGAGCGGGAAAAGAUGGUUUUAGAUCGAGAAAGAGCAGGAGUGGAAAGAGAACUCGCAGCAUUGGACCGAGACAGGGCCUCUCUGGAGAGAGAAAAGGCCGCUGUGGAGAGAGACAGGGCUUCUGUGGAGUACAUCCGAGCUCAGCUGGAAAAAGAAAGAGCGAUUCUCGACAGAGAAAGGGCAAAGCUUGAACGAGAGCGUGCCAUACUAGAGCAGCAGCGUGGGAUGGAAAAAGAGGAGCAGACAGCUAAUUUGAAUGAUAAUACAGAAGGAACUGAUACCUCGAUUCCUUUAGUGAUGGAACCAGCUUCCUUAGAGAGGAGGCAGAAAUUCCUCAACCUGUUUGAAAAGCUCAUUGAGAACUUCUAAAAUGGAACUGAAUGUUCUGAAUGCGAACCAUUAUGUAUAUGUUAUUAUUUUUGUACACCUUCUGUUUGAAGUAAAACCUUUUUCUGUUGCCAGAAGUGGAUUGUGCUGUCUUACAGUGAUUGGUUUUGUAAUGUUAAUAGCUAUGCUUGUUUAAGAGAGCGAUAAGUGUUGCUUUCAUGCCUUUGAAGCGAACAAUGAAAAUGUUAAGGCACCUCUGUUUUGUAGAGGUCAUCAGAAAA
Messenger RNA from Carassius carassius (crucian carp), 1420 nucleotides. RefSeq lists its product as uncharacterized. The transcript has 5 exons. The record is from RefSeq and is a predicted model, not a curated record. Bases 153 to 1181 code for a protein of 342 amino acids. Lineage: Eukaryota; Metazoa; Chordata; Actinopteri; Cypriniformes; Cyprinidae.